Molecule: messenger RNA, 897 nt
Organism: Cyclopterus lumpus (lumpfish)
Lineage: Eukaryota; Metazoa; Chordata; Actinopteri; Perciformes; Cyclopteridae
Product: ubiquitin-conjugating enzyme E2 D4-like
Exons: 7
Coding region: 148-591 (147 amino acids)
Biological process (GO): ubiquitin-dependent protein catabolic process; protein polyubiquitination
Cellular component (GO): nucleus
Molecular function (GO): ubiquitin conjugating enzyme activity
Source: RefSeq, a predicted model, not a curated record
CACCGUCGAACAAAAACGCGGAAACAAAAGAAAUAAGCAGUUUGUCAUAACAAAUAAGACCGGUUCGGCACAAAGUGAGCUUAUCUGUAGCUGACAGCUGUCCAAGUUAACACGGUAGCUUCGCUUAACAUAUCUGAAAGACUUGCCAUGGCCCUAAAAAGAAUAAAGAAGGAGUUACAAGACUUGGGGAAGGAUCCUCCAGCUUCAUGUUCAGCUGGACCUGUAGGGGAUGACUUGUUUCACUGGCAAGCUACCAUCACUGGACCGAAUGACAGCCCAUAUCAUGGAGGAGUAUUCUUCCUUUCUGUCCAUUUUCCCACUGACUAUCCCUUUAAACCACCAAAGCUUGCCUUUACAACGAAAAUUUACCACCCAAACAUCAACAGCAAUGGUAGCAUCUGCCUUGACAUCUUGAGGUCGCAGUGGUCGCCUGCUCUUACAGUUUCAAAAGUUUUAUUAUCCAUAUGCUCCUUGCUAUGUGACCCAAAUCCAGAUGAUCCACUAGUCCCAGACAUUGCGCACAUCUACAAAUCGGACCGACCAAGGUACAACAAAGUAGCCAGAGAAUGGACUGAGAGGUAUGCAAUGUGAGGAACUGGAGUUUCAGCAACAAUGACGCAUCCCCGAACACCUCAAAAUAUGACAGUACUGUUUCAACAGCUCAUCCACUGGUUCUAGUUGAGGUGUUUUAUUCGCUUGAAGCACUUUCUCUACUUGGACUUUACUUGACUUAAACUGUUUUUACUGUUUAUCUUAUUUGCCCCUUAAAUUUGCGUCAUUAUUAUAAUUUGUUGUGGUGAGAUGGCCUGAUUCUGCUUUUCUUUUAAGAGAUUUAUAUUGUACAAGACCUUACUGGAUUUAUUUUUCAUUAUUUUGCAUUAAAGACAAUAAUCGUUA